Molecule: messenger RNA, 1937 nt
Organism: Aspergillus fijiensis CBS 313.89
Lineage: Eukaryota; Fungi; Ascomycota; Eurotiomycetes; Eurotiales; Aspergillaceae
Product: putative cyclopropane-fatty-acyl-phospholipid synthase
Exons: 4
Coding region: 14-1567 (517 amino acids)
Biological process (GO): cellular response to biotic stimulus
Source: RefSeq, a predicted model, not a curated record
CGUCUCCUCCGUCAUGACGGUUGUACAUCCAGAGUCCCUUGAGGACUUCGAGUACAUCGAAACUCCUUCCGCCUCGUGCAUCACUCCCGCUGAUGACUGUGGUGUGCGGACGACCUCCUACCCGGCCAUUAAAAAUGCCCCUGUACCGGCCGAUUCCCCCGGCAGCGAUAGCUUCUCCAACACUCUGUUGUUCGCCCUCUUGUUGCUGAUCCCAUGGUACUUCGCUCGCCAAGUUGGCGGUGGUUUCUACACCACCAUCUUCUUUGCUAUCUUCACCACUAUCCCCAUUCUCAUGGCCUUUUGGUCUGUAGCUUCUUCCAUCUCUCCCCGCAAGAACGAAAAGGCCAAGUAUGCCGGUCGCCCCGUCGAGUACUACCUCAGCUUCCACAGCGAGCAUGAUCGCGCUGCCUAUCGUGGCAAGAGCAAGAUUCCCAUGGAGGUUUUCUAUGAAAAGUACUUCAACGGUGAGGUGGAAUUCAAGUGUGACGCCCUGGAAGCCCUCGAGUUCCGUCACGACUGGGCCAAUUUCCGUUUCACCAUGGGUCUCUUCAAGCAUUUCCUCUUCGGUUUCAUUCCUGAGAUGAUCAUGCACACUCGUUCCCAGGAUGAGGAACAGGUUCGUGACCACUACGAUCGUGGCGAUGACUUCUAUGCUUGGUUCCUGGGUCCUCGCAUGAUUUACACCUCUGGAAUCAUCAGCGAUAUCAACCGUGAGGAGACUCUUGAGGAGCUUCAGGACAACAAGCUGGCUGUGGUGUGUGAAAAGAUUGGCAUUCAACCCGGUGACACCGUCCUCGACCUCGGUUGCGGUUGGGGUACUCUGGCCAAAUAUGCUUCGGUUCACUAUGGCGCUCAGGUCACUGGUAUCACCCUCGGUCGUAACCAGACUGCUUGGGGUAACAAGGGUCUUCGCAAUGCUGGUGUUGAGGAAUCUCAGAGCCGUAUCCUGUGCCUCGAUUACCGUGACGCCCCCCGGGUGGACGGAGGUUACAAGAAAAUCACCUGCUUGGAAAUGGCUGAGCAUGUCGGCGUUCGUCACUUCACUACUUUCUUGUCUCAGGUCUACGAAAUGUUGGAUGAUGACGGUGUCUUCUUCCUUCAGAUUGCUGGUCUGCGUAAGUCCUGGCAGUAUGAGGAUCUGAUCUGGGGUCUUUUCAUGAACAAGUACAUCUUCCCCGGAGCCGACGCUAGCACCCCCCUUGGUUUUGUCGUUGAUCGACUGGAGGCCGCCGGAUUUGAGAUCAAGGCUGUCGACACCAUUGGCGUCCACUACUCUGCCACCCUUUGGCGCUGGUACCGGAACUGGAUGGGUAACCGUGACAAGGUCGAGGCCAAGUACGGAAAGAGAUGGUUCAAGAUCUGGGAGUACUUCUUGGCCUACUCUACCAUCACCUCUCGCCAGGGUGGAGCUACCUGCUGGCAGCUUACUCUUGUCAAGAACAUCAACUCCACUCACCGUGUCGAGGGCAUUAAUCGUCAGUUCGGUCUCACCGGCGCCCGCCAGUCCGCUAUCGACAAUGUUGGCCACGGUGUUGUCCCCAGCGCUCACGUGCCUAAGAAGGCUUGAAGGGGUACUCCAACACUUAUGCAGUAGGCCCUUCUGGUGCCUCGACUUGACAGAUUUCCUGGUUUCUGGUUGUUGAAGACGCAGAAUUUGAAUGACCUGGCGAAAAUGGAUAUGGUUGCAUGAAUUUUCUUCAAGGUGGAGACCUAAGGAAUAAUGAGGUGCAGAAAUGAAAAUGGUUUGGAAAUUGAUAAGGGGUCUGUUUAUGGGACACGAAUGUGUGGGCGGGGUUCACAGAAAUGACGAACUUAAGUUACGUACAAUGAUUCUGAUUUAUAUAACCAGUCUGGCUCAGACAGAGUCUCUGUGUUUCAAAUCAGAACAGCAUGUAUUAAUGAGACACAAAUGAAUGCGACUGUGGUUGUAAGACGGG